AUGUCGACAGGAGAAGGGGAGAGGAAGAGGAGGUGCUUGUAUGAAGUCCUCGGAGUGGAGAAGGAUGCUACUGCUGACGACCUCAAGCUCGCAUACCGCAAGGCGGCGCUGAAAUGGCAUCCUGACAAGAACGCAGAUAAUGUGGAGGAGGCGACGGAGAUUUUCAAGGAGAUCACAAACGCGUACACUGUGCUGUCCGACCCCAACGAGAGAGCGUGGUACGAUAGUCACCGAGAGCAGAUUCUGCGGGGAGGGGACGGGACGGAGGAGGAGGGAGACUGCGGUAUCGACCUGUUCCAAUUCUUCAGCUCAACGUGCUACAAGGGAUACGGGGACGAGGAGGACGGUUUCUUCAGCGUGUACCGCAAGGUCUUCGAGCAGAUCGACGAGUUGGAGGAGGGGGAGGAGGAGGUUGGGACGUAUCACGACGCGCCCCCGUCGUUUGGGGAGAGCAAGACGCCAUGGUUGCAGGGGCCGGCGAAGUUUUACAGCUACUUCGAAAACUUCUCGACGAGGAGGAGCUUUUCAUGGUGCGACAAGUACAACCCGAACGACGCACCCAACAGGCAGAUCAAGAGAGCGAUAGAGAAGGAGAACAAGAAAGCGAGGGGGGCAGGGCAGCGAGCGUUCAACGAUACAGUGAGGAGGCUGGCGACGUGGGUGAAGAAGCGAGAUCCGAGGCAGGUGGUGCAUCAGAAGCAGAUGGCGGAAGAGGUGAGGAGGAGGAGGAGGAGGAGGAGGAGGAGGAGGAGGAGAUACAAUGGUUUGUGA
Guillardia theta CCMP2712 is the source of this 771-nucleotide messenger RNA. RefSeq lists its product as hypothetical. NCBI's taxonomy places the organism in Eukaryota, Cryptophyceae, Pyrenomonadales, Geminigeraceae. The record is from RefSeq and is a predicted model, not a curated record. The coding region runs from base 1 to 771 and encodes 256 amino acids. Gene Ontology annotation, cellular component: cytoplasm. The transcript has a single exon.